Molecule: messenger RNA, 3075 nt
Organism: Ctenopharyngodon idella (grass carp)
Lineage: Eukaryota; Metazoa; Chordata; Actinopteri; Cypriniformes; Xenocyprididae
Gene: fez2a
Product: fasciculation and elongation protein zeta 2a
Exons: 9
Coding region: 85-1245 (386 amino acids)
Cellular component (GO): cytoplasm; axon
Source: RefSeq, a predicted model, not a curated record
UAUUCAUGAACUAGGCUUUCGCCGUAGUAGGGUUCGUAAUUUGGCCGUGUCUUUUUAGAGCAGAGCGUCUCUCUAUUUGCAGUUAUGGCGGAGCCUUCAGCGCAGAGAGAUGAUGAUGAGUGGCAAGAUUUCAACGCGUUCAAGGGCGGAACGAGACGGAAUAUCCAUCUGGAGCGGGUUCACGUGAGCGCUGAAGAGAUGUCGCUGCUGCUGGAUGGAAUUUCAGACACCGAGAGCGCGCUUGAGAAUGAGAUGAGCUCUUACACAUGCACAGACGAGAUCAUCAAACACUUCGACGAGAAGUUACAAUUAUGCUUCCAAAAUGUAGACUCUAAACCGGACGCAAUAUAUCCAGUGACGCCAAUAAGUGAGGAUACGACUCUGAAAUGUGAUGAGAUCUGGAAUGCUCUCACGGAUAACUAUAGCAACGUCAUGCCAGUGGACUGGAAUCAGUCUAGAGUCCGAUCGCUUCACCUCUCAACGCUGAGCCUCGAAGACAGACCGCGGGUGGAGAGUGUGAACCUGGAUCUGUCUGAUGAUGAGGACCUGAGGGAGCAGAUGGACACACAUUCCAUCAUUGUGUCCUGUAUCAAUGAGGAGCCGCUGCUCACUGCUGAACAGGUUAUUGAGGAGAUAGAGGAGCUGAUGCAGGACUCUCCAGAGAUGGAAUCGGAGCAGAAUAUUUCACACUCAGACCUGUCAUUCAUCUCUCAGAAGAGCCAAAGAUCUCACAGCAGCCAGAUCUAUGAGGAGAGAGUGAGGCUGAUGUCUGUAGUGGAGCUGAACGAUGAGCUGGAGGAUGUGGAGAUGGCCAUACGUGGAUAUUCGGAGGAGCUGAUUCAGCACCUGGCCAUGAGGGAUGAGCUGGAGUUUGAGAAGGAGGUGAAGAACAGCUUCAUCUCGGUCCUCAUAGAUGUACAGAACCGACAGAAGGUGCACCGAGAGAUGCUGAAAAAGAAGAGGAAAGUGAAGAAUGUGUCGGGAUCAGAGAGGCUGCCGUCUUCUCGCUUCAGCGUGGAGGGCAUCUCUACUGCCAUUCAAAAUGGUUUUCGGCACACUUUUAGGAAUGGGGGCAGUGAGAAACAGUAUGUAACAACAGUCAUCCCAUACGAGAGGAAAGACGGGCCACCAUCAGUCCAAGACCUUCAGAUUUUUACCAAAAUUUUAGAAGCCAUGAGAGAUGACAGUGAUAAAGUCCCAAGCCUCCUCACAGAUUACAUCCUCAAAGUGCUCUGUCCCACCUAGAGAGAGGAAAGUCACUUCAGUCUUCUCAUGCAUAUCGAAGAAGCAUCUUGGUUUCCUUGAAAACAGAGGGAUUAUAUUCACUGUGAUCCUCAGAUUUUACCUUCUCACUGUUAGCUGAUCAAUGCACGAUGUGUUUGACUUCAGUUCUCUGUACUGAUGUGUCGGACUGUAUUUUGCAUGUUUUACCUCACAGUUUGCAGUAUUCUGUGUUUAUGUGUUUGCAGGUUUGCUAUGUGUGUGUUUAGUGAUUGGAGGACAAAUCCAGAUCUGGAUUUUAGGGCUUGUCUCAAUGUAAAUGUCAGUAUCCACCUUAUUUUUCAACGUGCAAGUAAGCUAUUCUCUGUGAAUGUGCCAGAAUUCUGAUUCAUUAGCCGCUAUAGGGAAAUAAUGAAAGAAUAACAAAGUGCAGUAAAUGGUAAAAAUUUGCACUUCAAACCAGUUCAUUUAUAAUUAUGAUAGAACAUUAAAAUAAUAUCACAACAAAUACCAAUUUGUAACAUCAAGCUGCAUAACGGACUGUUUUUGUUCGGCUAGAAUAACUGAAAGUGACUUGAACCGGAAGCCUUGCACAUUCAAGUUAUAAAUCUUACAUUAAAAUAAGGUGGAUAGUCCUAAUAUAUUAAUGCAGCGUGACUCCUAUCAGAGAGAGGUGUGGGUUUGUAAAGUUGUUAUCAUCCCAUGGUAAACAUCAGUUUAUCCCAGUAUUGUAUGAUCUAAAUCAGCGGUUCUCAAAUGAUGGGUCACAACCCAAAAAUGAGUUUCAGGCCUGUUCAGAUAGAUAGAUAGACAGAUAGACAGAUAGACAGACAGACAGACAGACAGACACAGUAUGUGAAAUGAAGCUGCAUCUCCACUGAUGUUUACAGACCAGGGUUGCCAGGUCUGCGACACAAAACUAGCCCAAUGGCCAAUCAAAAAUAGCCCAAAACUGUAUAUAUUUUGCAGUCACUGUUAUGCAUUAUACACAACUUUAAAAUCACUACAUGAUAGUGAUUAUAAACAUCAUAAUUUAAAAGUAGCCCAAUUCCACAGGAAAACCGCAGGCUUGGCAACCCUGGUACAGACUAUUAUGUUGCCAGUUUCGCAUAUGUCAUAUUAGUAAUUUGGCAUAUUGUUGAGGCUGUGCAUUUCAUGAUAAUAUUAUUCCAAUUUAGUAUUUGAUUUUAAACUUUUUUUUACUUUUGCAUGAUAAACCGUUUUGGCACUAUGUUUGGCCAUUUAAUGUCCAAUGUAAAAUCCAGGAGAACCAGCUGAAAGCCACUGAUCUACAACAUAUCGUAUUACUUUCAUAUCACCACUGGGUGUUUUAGUUCCAAUCCUAAGGGUUGAUUAGUUGUGCUGUAAUGUGUGCACUUACCAUUCUUUUAACUGUUAAAAUGCCUUAUGUCACUAAACAUCAAUUCACUCUAAAAAUAGCUUUACACCAUUGAUUUUGCUAUGAGAAUAUUAUAAAGAAUCUGUGUUUAAAUCUAUGCAUGGCGCUGACCAGCCAUCCGGUGCGUGACAGUAUUUUCAUGACUUGACACACAUUGGCCUUAUUAAACAAAUCUACAUGCUGGUGAGAUUGCGUUCUGGUGCCAGUGUUUGAAUGUAAGAUCUGCUGUGUGCCUGUUGAAUUGGUUACAUAACAAGACUUUCUAAUUAGCUGGACAGCAAUCAAUGGUCAAUCAUUUCAGAGGUUUAGUUUGUUCUUUGUGUAAAAUUAAUAAUGACUGGAUAUUAACAUUGUGUCUGACAGUUUUGUAUAUGUAUAAACUAUAUGGAAAUUUAUGUUUCUUACAUUUAUUUAUACUUUUCAAAGCAAAAAAUAAAAUAUAUAUUUAAAAAAGC